GUUUCGCUUUCGUUUCUCCUAAGAUGGGUAGUUGGUAGGAAAUGGUGACGCUGCGUUGUUCGCUGGUGUGCAGAGUUCACUAAACAAGGUUAAUAUAUUUAUGCGUGGGACACGUUGCACAGCUGUGUUAACUGGCGAAACUUGCUGUGAAAGACACACCAAAAAAGUAUUUAUUUUCCUGCCUAACUCGAGCUGCAAUGCCUACCGUUAGGGACAAUUUUAAAACUGGACUGGAGUUCAUAGAACACCUGGAAAGAAGUGAACGAACCCAGAAAAAUGACAGGGAAGAGCUCAAAUCCAUCUACAACGAGGAAUUCAGAGACAGAGAUGGAAUCAGACGGCCCAAUUUCUCCUGCAUUGUGUUCGCUUUGAAAAAAAACAACAAGGUCAGAGUAAAGAGGGGAUCGCUACACUUCAAUCCACCGCGUUCUCUUUUCCAGAUGAUUAUUGUAGUUGAGGACAAUCCCAAAGAAAGCUGUCAAGGCGAGUCUCUGGAGUAUUUUGGAGACCAGUGGAGAAGACCUCGUAACCAGCCCCCUGCUAACAGCCCUGUGCGGAUGAAUGGAGCCUCUCCUGGUCCUGCUUCAGCUCCGACUCAUACUCCCACGCCGAAAGAACUGGGGAAGAAAAAGGCCAGAACCAUCAUUCAGCAGCUGAGACAGAACCGAUCCAGUAUCAUCUCAGAUAAAGGAGGGAUUGUGAUCAGCUCCGAGUAUGCCUUCACGGAGGGCAGGAUGAAAUUCGAUUUCGCUCCUGAGCAGACUCGCGUCCUGGUUAUUUCUGUGAAGAACGUGGGGCCGGACCCGGUGAAGUUCACCCUGUACGAGGCUCUCCGCAGGAUGCAUGUCUUUACCUUCAAAGACGAGCACAGGGUGACCAGGGCCUGCCCCCUCCUGCUCAAUCGAGGCGACACCUAUAAAAUUCAAGUCUCCUGUCUCAGUUCCCAUUACGGCUAUUUUCCUGUCACCGUGGUUUUCGAGUUCAGACCCCACCUUUCUGGAGACUCCAGACCGUUCUACAUUGUGCGUAUGCUGGUGGGGGUGGCGAACAGCGCCCUGUCUAAGGAACUGGGUCCUACCUCCCCUUACAAACCCUACCAGAACGCCAUACGGAGGCCAGUCAACAUUCAGGUGGAGGAGGGCCUUGUACCAGAAAGCAAUUAUCAGCCUGAACUGAAGGUUGUUCCAUUACCGAACUUUGACUACCCCCAAAUUUUGAAGGAUUUGGUGAAACAGGGGCUGGAGGAUUCCGACAGAUUAUACCCUGUCCUGAAACAGGAGCUGAGCAGAGUGCGGCAUUUGCUCGAGUCUCAGUUGGACUUUGAAAACUACAAAGAGCGAUUCCAGCUACUGCUGCACCUGGAGGAGAUCCAGAUGGAAGUGGACAUCAAGAAAUACGACAUGCACAAUGCUGUCAUGUACCCGGAUCCCCAGCAGAAGCGUUUCCUCGUGCUUCACGUGCCUGGUGUGGCUGAGAACAGGCCCUCUGUCUUGAAAGGGGACUACUUGCUAGCGUCAGAGAGUGAAGACCCAGGGGACCCUGUCAUCAAGUACAAGGGCUGGGUGCAUGCGGUGCAGCUGGAUAAACUGAAGCUGGGCUUCUCCCAAAAGCUGGUUAAUAAGCACAUAACCAACAUGAAGUUCGAAGUGACGUUCACUUUUAACCGCCUGCCGCUGAAACUCCAGCACCGCGCGUUGGGGAUGGCGGUAAAGCACGACCUGAAGGACUUCCUGUUCCCCUGGUGCAGUCUGGGAACCAACCUGGCCAUUCCGAACCUGAGACUGUAUGAUCAGAACCUGGGGAGGAACCCUGAGCAGGACCUGGCUGUGAAGUGUAUCGUGGCUGGAACGUCUCGACCAGCUCCAUUCCUGGUGUUCGGACCUCCAGGGACAGGCAAGACUGUCACCAUCGUGGAAGCCAUCAAACAGGUUCACUUCACUCUCAAAGACUCUCACAUCCUGGCCUGCGCUCCCUCAAACAGCGCCUCGGACCUGCUCUGCCAGCGCCUGCUGCAGCACGUGGACAAGCACGCCAUCUACCGGCUCAACGCCUUCAGCAGGGACCCGGGGGACCUCCCCGCAGACAUCCUGCCCUGCUCUAACUGGGACCCCAGUCUCCAGAGCAUUGUGUUUCCUGCCAAGGAGGUGCUGAUGAAGUACAGGAUCCUCGUCACCACCGUAGUGACAGCUGGCAGGCUGGUGUCCGGUGGUAUUCCUGCUGGUCAUUUCUCCCACAUCUUCAUUGACGAAGCCGGACACGCAGUGGAACCGGAAUGCAUCAUCCCUGUGGCAGGGUUGUUAAACAAAGACCAAGGGCAGCUGGUUUUAGCCGGAGACCCAAAGCAGCUCGGACCCAUCCUAAGAUCCCCGCUCGCAAUAAGACACGGACUGGGCGUUUCCUUGCUGGAGAGACUGAUGACGCAGAACAGUCUUUACCAGAAGGACUCCAGCACUGGAGGGUUCAACAGUCACUUUGUGACUAAGCUGCUCCGUAACUACAGGUCCCACCCAGCGAUCCUCAAAAUCCCAAACGAAUUGUUCUACGAUGGAGAACUCCAGGUGUUUGCCGAUGAAAUUCUCAGAAACUCCUUCUGCACCUGGGAGAACCUGCCCAAGAAGGGCUUCCCGGUCGUUUUUCACGGGGUGCAGGGGCUGGACGAGAGGGAAGGGAACAGCCCUUCUUUCUUCAACGUGUCCGAGAUCGACGUGGUUGUGUCCCACCUCAAGAAGCUGCUGCAGAAUCAGGGCAAGAAGGGCAUCCGCAAACUCUCUCCCAAAGAGAUCGGCAUCAUCUCCCCCUACAGGAAGCAGGUUCAAAAAAUCCGAAGUGCAAUUAACACUGUUGACAAGGAGCUGAAAAACAUGAUGGACAUCAAGGAGCUGAAGGUGGGCUCUGUGGAGGAGUUUCAGGGGCAGGAGCGCACUGUAAUCAUCAUCUCCACGGUGCGCAGCAGCAUGGACUACCUCAAAAUGGAUGAGGAUUUCAAGCUGGGCUUCCUCAAGAACCCAAAGAGGUUUAAUGUUGCAAUGACGAGGGCCAAGGCUCUUCUGAUAGUGGUGGGAAACCCCUUUAUUCUCAGCAAGGACCCAAUCUGGCAACGGUUCAUCCAAUACUGCAGUGAAGGAGGCGGCUACACUGGCUAUGAUUUCACUGAAGAGGAGGAGGAGGAGACCCUUGUGACCCGGCUUGCCUCUCUCGAUAUCAACGCAGAGCCUGAAGAUUCCUCCGGGGAAAGUGCUGUGCAGCAGCAGCAGGAGCCGGAGUGGAGGAAUGAACUGUGAAGCGCUGGCACCCUGAGAAUACAAUGAGACACACACUGGAGACUGGAGGACUCGCUGGAGCUCAGGGCCUGCACACCCAAUGAAAUGCACUGAAACCACCUUUCCUUGUUUUAUUGUUAUUAUCCCUGCUUUGGAUUUGUUAAUCACUUGUAAUGCAGAUUAGAUGCAGCCAGCCUCUAACAGUCACGGUGGUUUUUAUAAAACGGAACAGACCGUUUUCAGUUGAAUUGGUAUUUAGAGGUACGCGACAACUGAAAGCUGGUUUUAAAAAAAAAUAAAAAUUUAAUUUUGAAAUAUGCAACAUGCCAGUUUCUCUUGCAAAGUUCCGCUGGGUACAAAGUGGUACGUUUUUUAGUUGAAACUGACGACCAAAAACAAUCGGCUGCUACUGAAAGCACCUUGAUUUAUGUUCAAUCCUGCCUUCCCAGACGUAGUGAUGUACAACCAAAGAAUUCAAACACGUUUACAUCAAUGCAACAUUCGAGGGGAGUUCUGAAACUCUUCCAGGGCAACCCCUGUUGUCCUAAUUUCGUGCAAAACCAAGACUUUUUAAUCCAUUCUCCUACCUCUUAUUUGAAUAAAGUGCAGCUCUCCUUAGCUCUGUUUGUAUGUCAGCUUCAGAAUGUUUACAGAAAUCCAGAGCUAUCCACUUGUGAUGUAACUUGGAUAGAGAACAGCACAAUUAUUAAUAGUAUUAGGAUCUGGGGAGAUGUAGUGGAACCUGUCUGUGCUUUUGCACGUACAGUGAAGGUCCUGUUAAUCUCUCACGAUACUUAUCUAAAUUCAUAUUUCCAGCCAGGGUGAGGUUUGUGUGUUACCAGCAGACAUGUUCACACUGGUCUCGUUAUCACUGUUCCCACACCCCUUUUUAUUUACACUUUCAUUUGUGAUGUAAGAGUUUUUGAAAUCCAGCUUAUCCCAGUUCCUGUGCUGUAGGUCAUUCGACUGGUCCAGCUCCAAUCGGAUCAUUUAAUCUACAGCGCCAAAAGCACCAAGAAGCUACAGUUGCACCUUUUCUCUAAACUCUUAAUUUUUAUAUUAAAAGAACAAAUUGUAUUUUUAUCCAGAGAUGUAAUUUUAAGCCUUGGUUUUGCACUCUGCUUAUGGCCAGCAAAAUAGGCAAGUUUUGUUUAGGUCUCUGUGUGCUUCCCCUGUGCCCAAUUUUUUUUAUUUUUUUUUUGUGUUCAUAAUCUUAAAUGCUUUCAGAUCCUGAUGUAUUUUUCAUGUACUUAAUUCAUAUUUUAUAGCCUAGUUGAUGUUUAGUUUGUUUGAAACUGAGGUUUUGGCAAUUGCUGCUAAUAAAGUUUCUGCAUAGAA
Messenger RNA from Acipenser ruthenus (sterlet), 4598 nucleotides. It is a transcript of the gene mov10a, whose product is annotated as Mov10 RISC complex RNA helicase a. The record is from RefSeq and is a predicted model, not a curated record. The transcript is spliced from 23 exons. Bases 198 to 3281 code for a protein of 1027 amino acids. Gene Ontology annotation, molecular function: 5'-3' RNA helicase activity; RNA binding. NCBI's taxonomy places the organism in Eukaryota, Metazoa, Chordata, Actinopteri, Acipenseriformes, Acipenseridae.